This is a messenger RNA of Blepharisma stoltei, 570 nucleotides long. Lineage: Eukaryota; Ciliophora; Heterotrichea; Heterotrichida; Blepharismidae. The record is from the annotation of a GenBank genome assembly.
AUGAAAAAUUCCGAAGUGACGUCAAAAGAUAAAACAACUGAAGAAAGACAAUUAAGACUAGAAAUGAACAGGGCUGCAGCCAUGAGAUCAAGGAACAAAAAAAGAAUGGAAAUGCUCAGACUUAAAUCACUAGUAGUCGACUUAAAUAACGAAAAAGUCCUCCUAGAAUUGAAGUUACAGCAGUAUGAGAUGCUAAUGCAAGCAAGCUAUGGCGAAAAUAACAUGCUAAAAGUCGAGAUGACCCAGCUCAUGCUCGAAAACGCUGUUUUAAAACAGAAUUUAAAGUGUUAAUUUUAAGUUCAAGUUUAAGCUAUGAAACUUCUUGUAAUUCCCAUUCCCUGGUAGCCUCAAUUUGGACACAGUACUGAGUAACAGUAGGGAAGACCGGCCUAACCAUUAGACCUAUUUCAGUCCCCAAGUCCCUUAGGACCUCUCUAUCUGAAUCAGGAUCAAUGCAGAGCACUUCUCUUGAAGCCAAGACUCUCAAGAAGAUUAGAUCUUCUUUCACUGAGCUCGAUGGUAGGAAUGUGGCCCUUCCUCUAAAUGCCACUUUUCUAUUAUGAGUGCUAA